AUGUCCAAUGCAUACCCAGAAUACGUUGAAGAAUUUAGUAUUGAAAUUUCGGAUUUCGAUCCUAUUAGCCCUACAUGCCAUAUAUCUCUACCUGACACCAUGCCAAAACGAAAUAACAGUGUUAUAAAUAUGCAGAAUAAUGAUGAAUGGUGCUUUGGAUGGUGCGUACUUGGAGCCUUGCACCCAGUUAAAGUCCAUCCAGAAAGAAAUCCGCACCUGAUAUAUGCUAAUUAUAUAAAUGAGUUAAAUAUGAAGGGCAUUCCAGUUCCUGUGCCAGUAUCAACGCCAGUAUACCAAAAAUUCGAAGAAAAUAAUCCUGAAAUUAGUCUUUGUGUGUAUAAAUGGUCCAAUGAAAAUAAGCGCAUUGAGUUCCAGUAUAUAUCAGAAAAGAGGAAGAAAGAUUACAAAGAGGUUAAUCUUCUGGUUAUCUCAGAGCCAGAUGAAAUAGAAAAUCCGCGCUCACAUUAUUGUAUAAUUAAAGACAUUCAUAGACUGGUUUAUAACCAUAGAAUAAAUGGUGCGCCACAAGAGCCAAAAGUUCCAAAAUUAGAAAAGAGUACCACCAAGGCAUUCUAUAACCAUAAAUGCAUGCAGGCAAACCCAUAUCGAAUAUUUUGGGAUCUGGAAUGCUUAACUACAAAAUUAACUUCAGAAGAAGAUGCUCAAUUAACCCGCACUGAAAAAAUUCAGAGGCACAUACCCUGUGGAUAUAAAAAAUUCGUAGAUAAAUUAGAAGUAGAACUAGCAGAUAUUAAUUUAGAUUUAUCUGAACCUGCUAAAAUGAUUAUGGAGUAUGGAGAUUAUACAAGGCAUAGAAAGGCAACGGAAUGCUGGAUUUGCAAAAAAGAUUUUCCAGAUCAAAAGAAAAUCAAGAUAAUGGUAUGUUGCCCCAAUACUGGAAAUUAUGUAGGGGCAUCUCAUAGAGAGUGUAAAAAUAAAAACGAAAUAAUUGGACCAAAAUGGUAUCAGCAACCAAGCAUAGGAGAUAAUGUAACAUUCAAAGAGGCUAAAGAAUGCAUGUAUUGUAAAGAAAAGGAUAUGCUAGAUAUAGGGCUAUCCAAAGUUCAGGAUCAUUGCCAUAUUAGUGGAAAAUAUAGAGGCCCAGCUCACAGCAAUUGCAAUAAAAAAUUACAAAUGGGACCAUUUAAAACCAAAGUACCUCUUAUCUGUCAUAAUUUCCAAGGCUAUGAUUCUCAUUUACUUAUAGAAGUUGUUAGCAGAUUUACUUCCAAUAGGCUUAAAUGCAUUCCGGAAAACGUAGGCAAAUAUAAGGCUAUGGAUGUUGGUCAAUUGCACUUUUUAGAUAGCUUUCAACAUAUGUCUAUGGGGCUUGAUAAGCUUGUUGAGUGUAUGAACAGCAAUCUAGAAAAAAAAGAUUUCUAUUCUCUACUUAACCAGCAAAACAUUAGUAAGGCAGACUAUGCCUAUGCUCAAGAAGUCUGGCAAAAAUUUGAAAUGAAAACUUUUAGUGAAUAUCAUGAUUUAUAUCUUGAAACAGAUGUACUCCUACUUGUGGACGUUUUUAUGAAUUAUACCAUUAUGUGUUUGAAAGAUGAUGGCUUAGGCCCAUCCCAUUAUGUUUCAGCCCCCGGUAUGUUUAAUGAUUCCUUAUACAAAAGUAGUGGGGCUGAAAUAAAACUUCUGACAGACCUAGAUCAAUAUAUGUUAGUAGAGAGAGGCAUUUGUGGGGGCAUGUCUAUGGUUAGUCAACGUUAUGCCAAAGCUAAUAACCCACAAUGUCCUGAUUAUGAUGAAAACAAGCCAAAUUCAUGGGUUAUGUAUGAGGAUAUGAAUGCCUUAUAUUCUGGUGCCAUGAUGCAAUAUUUACCAACAGAAAUUUUAGGUAAGGUAGCCCCUGAGGCAAUUCCUAAUAUUUUAGAAAUUCCAAUUGACUCUGAAGAGGGCUAUUUACUUGAAGUUGAUAUGGAAGUUCUGUUAAACUUGCAUGAUUUAUUCAAUGAUUACCCAUUAGCACCUGAAAAAGCAAAUGGAAAAUGUCCUGAUGAGGACAAAAAACUUAAACGUCUUACUGUAUCUCCUUUAUAUGUAGACUUAUUUCUAAUGAAAGAUGAGUGUAAGGGGAUCCCGAUUAGUGAAGCUGUAUGUUUAAAGCUGAAAGUGUAUUCAGUUCUUCCAGUUGGUCAUGAUCCCAAAACGCCAAAAACAGAGGCGGAUUUUGAAAAAGAGUUAGAAGAAGAAGGUUGGCAGAAAAAGCAUGGCAUACAAAAGGCCAAGGGCGUUAAAAAAUCCGUAGUAAAAAGGGAGCUUCGUCAUGACAAGUUUUUAGAAUGCUUAAAGACUCGAAAAAUUACUAGGCACGACAUGUAUGGGCUUCGGCUAAAUCCUUAUGACAAUAAGCGCUGGAUUUUAUCUGACGGAAUCCGAACUUUACCUUAUGGGCAUUGGAGAAUUCGUGCAUAUAAAAAGUUUGUUGCAUCAGGGGUAAUUCCUGAAGAAGCAGAAAAAAGGGCUAUGAAAUUAACACUCAAACCCGAAAAUCAAUAA
Molecule: messenger RNA, 2505 nt
Organism: Entrophospora candida
Lineage: Eukaryota; Fungi; Glomeromycota; Glomeromycetes; Entrophosporales; Entrophosporaceae
Source: the annotation of a GenBank genome assembly